Messenger RNA from Triticum turgidum subsp. durum (durum wheat), 696 nucleotides. The record is from the annotation of a GenBank genome assembly. Lineage: Eukaryota; Viridiplantae; Streptophyta; Magnoliopsida; Poales; Poaceae.
AUGGUGCGGGGGAAGACGGAGAUGAAGCGGAUAGAGAACGAGACGAGCCGGCAGGUGACCUUCUCCAAGCGCAGGAACGGGCUGCUCAAGAAGGCCUUCGAGCUCUCCGUGCUCUGCGACGUCGAGGUCGCGCUCGCCGUCUUCUGCCCUCGUGGCAGGCUCUACGAGUUCUCCAGCGCCACCAGCUUGCAGAAAUCGAUUGACCGCUAUAAGUCUUAUAGGAAGGAUAAUAAUGUUAAUAACAAGACAGUACAGCCAGAUAUACAGCAAGUCAAAGCCGAUACUGUAAGCUUGGCAAAGAAACUUGAAGCUCUUGAAGUUUCGAAGCUAAAGAUCUUGGGUGAGAAUUUAGGAGGGUGCUCUGCUGAAGAACUGAACUGUCUGGAAGUAAAUAUUGAGAAGAGUCUCCGCAUCAUCAGAGGAAAGAAGACCCAGGUGCUCGAACAGCAGAUAGCUAACCUGAAAGAAAAGGAGAGGACGCUUCUCAAAGACAACGAAGACUUGCGUGGAAAGCAGCGCGACCUUGAGGCUUCGCUGGUGGUUCCUGCCCUGAACUGCGUCACGCCCCUGCAGCCACGUGGCCAGCUGGCACCAGAGCAGGAACCGGUACCGAGCGACGAGGACGUGGAGACGGAGCUCUACAUUGGGUUGCCCGGGGUUCGCUGCUCCAACCGGCGGUCAGGUCAAGCCAAAUAG